Messenger RNA from Grammomys surdaster, 434 nucleotides. RefSeq names its product lymphocyte antigen 6A-2/6E-1-like. Gene Ontology annotation, molecular function: acetylcholine receptor binding; acetylcholine receptor inhibitor activity. The coding region runs from base 1 to 396 and encodes 131 amino acids. The transcript has 3 exons. The record is from RefSeq and is a predicted model, not a curated record. Gene Ontology annotation, biological process: acetylcholine receptor signaling pathway. Gene Ontology annotation, cellular component: plasma membrane. NCBI's taxonomy places the organism in Eukaryota, Metazoa, Chordata, Mammalia, Rodentia, Muridae.
AUGAACAGUUCUCACACUACAAAGUCCUGUGUGCUCAUCCUGCUAGUGGCCCUACUGUGUGCAGAAAGAGCUCAGGGACUCAAGUGCUACCAUUGCCUGGGGGUCCCUCUUGAGACUUCCUGCCCUUCAGCUACUUGCAUCUACCAAAAUGGAGUCUGUAUUACUUAUAAGGUAGAAGUUAUUUUCAGCUUUGAAAGAAGCAUAAAAAAGAGCAGUUUCUGCCUUCCAAACUGCCCUCCUGAUUUUGGAAGUGCCAGUACUCCUGUAAAUGUGACUACUUUCUGUUGCAAGGAAGACCUCUGCAAUGCAGCAGUCCCCACUGGAGGCAGCACCUGGACCAUGGCAGGGGUGCUUCUGUUCAGCCUGGGGUCAGUCCUCCUGCAGACCUCAUUGUGAUUAACCUUCCACCGACCACCACCGUUGUCCUUUUAUCC